AUGUACGCGCUCCGGGUCCAGACCUCGGACGGAAGUAGCUCCGCGGGCAGCGACAGCUACCAGUCGCUCGUCCUGGACGACCCCGACGGACCACGCCGCGCACCACCCCUCCUGCGCGACCCGCCGCCGGCGUCGCCAUCCGCCUCCGCCUCGUCGUGGGUCAACAAGAUUGGGUCGACCAUGUUCAACAAGAUCAAAGUGGCGCCCACCGACCAGCCACGGGCCGAGCGCCCGCCGCAGUACGCACUACCACUACCCAGCGACGAGCUAAGGAUAGCCAUCUCGCCGUCCAAGCACGACGACCGCGAGGACGCCAAGCCCGUACUGGCGAAAGCGGGCUCGCUCGGGCAGAGCCUCGACUUUAUCAAGGUCUACUGCAGUCCAAAGCGCCAGCCGAGUCCCAAGAUCAAGCCCAGCAUCGACAGCACCAAGCAGCGCCGGCCACCACGUAUGGUACCAACGCCCAUCCUCGGGUUUGAAGAGUAUGCUGCCCAUGACGACGACGACGACGACGACGAUGAAAACGACGACGAUGAAAACGACGGCAUGCGCCGAUCGUCCCCGAAACGCGCCUCCGACGUUGUCCCGACGCACGUCGUUCCUGUGCUGCAGAGCUUUUUUGCACGCCCGAAAGUCAACCCGCGCGCCAAAAGCAACUCGAUCCAGUCCGUCGACAAGCGCAUCCACCGCCAAGAGCAGUACAAGCGCGACCUCAACCGCCACGACGAGCUCCGGUCCGCGCACGCGACCCAGCGCCAAGUCGACGCGCAGCUGGUGCGCAUUGAGGCGUGGAAGCAGCAGAUGCGGUCGCUCAAGCGCCAGCGGCUGCGCGACGUGCAGGACGCCAAGCAAGUGCUGCUGCAGCGCCAGGCCCACGAAGCCUCGCUCGUCGCGGCCACGCGGGAUGCGUGGGAAGCUGCGUUCGAAGACGACGUCGCGCAGCUCAGCGCCGCGUUCGCCAAGAUCAAGCGCGGCGACGACCGGCCCAUGACGACAGCCGGCUCCGCCAUGCACGAAGCCACGUCGAUCGUCGAGCGGGACAAGGCGCUCGCCACCACUGCACGCGCUCAGACGGCGCCGCUCGGCGACAAGAGCAGCAGUCAAAGCCGGCAUCCGCGAUUCCACGCCGUCGACCAAGCCAUUUCGGAGCGAAGUCGACCCAACAGCAGUAGCAGCAACACGACAGAGAAGAGCCUCACGGAACAGCACUCGUGGGUCGAGACGUGCGAGGACGUGCUGCAGCUGGACGGCGACGAGAGAUAGCGCGCAGUAGUCUAGUUAGUGUAGUAAUAGUACCCUUAG
This is a messenger RNA of Saprolegnia parasitica CBS 223.65, 1302 nucleotides long. RefSeq lists its product as hypothetical. The record is from RefSeq and is a predicted model, not a curated record. The transcript has a single exon. NCBI's taxonomy places the organism in Eukaryota, Oomycota, Saprolegniomycetes, Saprolegniales, Saprolegniaceae. The coding region runs from base 1 to 1263 and encodes 420 amino acids.